AAGAGCGAUGCGAUGCAAGUAAGUGAAAGGUACGGUGCUUGAAGUGUGUUGUCCUGGGGUGGAAGAACAAGGAGGGGAGAUUUGCAGUUGGUGCACCAGUAUGUGACGUCAGCGGCUUGUUGGAUUGAGGUGCUUUGUCCUGCUGAUUUAAUCCCAACUCAUUAAGGAACUGCGAGCAAGUGUCUGCACAGCCGCUCCGGGGAAGAGAAAGUGACAGGAGACGGAAAGAGCACAAAACAAUCCAUCAACGGAGAUAAGUGGAGCUUAUUUAUGACUUGAAGACACAAGAAGGAGUGUUUUAUUCUUCCUUUUUGAAGCUUGCGAGCUUCAUUACAUUCUUGGUUCUAAAGCUCUUUACUUUUUUUUUAAUCGUGUGGCUUGGUCAAGCAUGCCCACAAACGGAAUUAACAGAGCUCUGAAGCUCCAGUUUGGCCUCAUCAACUAUGAAAACCGCUACCUAACGGCGGAGGCCUUCGGCUUCAAGGUGAACGCCUCAGGCACCAGCAUGAAGAAGAAGCAGAUCUGGACCUUGGAACACGACGAGCACGAUGGCCAGGUGGUGUUCCUUCGCAGCCACCUGGGGCGAUACCUGGCUUCCGACAAAGACGGGAAGAUCACAUGCGGGGCCGAAAACCCUGAUCCGGAGUGCCGGUUCCUGAUUGUUCCCCAGUCUGAUGGUCGCUGGGCGCUGCAGUCGGAGCCUUACUUGCGUUACUUUGGAGGCUCGGCCGACUACCUGUCCUGCUUUGCCCAGGUGAUUGCGGAACAAGAACUGUGGGCCGUCCAUUUGGCUCUGCACCCACAAGCCAGUCUGCUCAGUGUGGCGCGGAAACGCUAUGCCCAUCUGUCCGCUUCUGACGGGGAGAUCUCCGUGGACAGCAACAUCCCCUGGGGGGUGGACUCUUUAGUCACCUUGGUGUACCAAGACGGCAAGUACAGCCUGAAAACCUGCGACAGCCGCUUCCUCAGCAAUGACGGCAAACUAGUGAAGGAGAACACCAACACCACCAGCUUCACCCUCGAGCUGAAAUCGGGCAAGCUGGCCUUCAAGGACUGUGACGGCAAAUAUCUGACCCCGGUGGGUCCGACGGGUACGCUGCGCUCGGGACGCUGCUCCAAGCCGGGAAAAGAUGAGCUCUUUGACCUUGAGGAAAGUCAUCCACAAGUAGUUUUUCAAGCGGCCAAUAAAAGAUUUGUCUCCGUCAAGCAAGGCGUGAGUAUUUCAGCCAAUCAGGAUGUGGAGACGGACAUGGAGACGUUCCAGAUGGAGAUUGACAAGAAGAGCAAAAAGUCCAUGUUCAGAACCAACGGGGGGUCCUACUGGACACUCGUGACCCACGGAGAGAUUCAGUCAACUGCAUCAGAAGUAGAAAUCAAUACAAUGUUUGACAUCGAGUGGCGGGGGCAAAGGGUGGCCCUCAAAGCAUGCAAUGGGAAGUACGUGUGCACAAAGAAAAAUGGGCAGCUCUCAGCAGUGAGUGAUGCUGUCGGUGAGUGCUGGUUGGGAAGGCUAUUUGAGCUGAUUGCUGAAAGAUACGGAUCUGACAGUGAAGUGUUCUCCCCUGAAGGAGAAGAUGAAUUAUUCCUGAUGAAGCUCAUCAACCGUCCCAUGCUGAUCCUCCGUGGGGAGAAUGGCUUUGUUUGUCACCACAAAAACUCCAACACCCUAGACGCCAACCGAUCUGUCUACGACAUUUUCUCAUUGAUCUUCAACGACGGCGCCUACAACGUCAAGAGUGUGAAUGGAAAGUUCUGGUACGUCUCCAGCAGUGGCCUCGUGUGCUCAGAUGGAGAAAAGCCAGAAGAUUUUUUCUUGGAGUUCCUGGAACACGGGCGCAUUGCCAUUAAGUGUUCUAAUGGCAAGUACCUUCGAGGAGACCAGGGAGGCACUCUGAUGGGUGAUCGCACUUCUGUUGAUGCAUCCUCUCUUUGGGAGUACUGAAACCUCAUGCCCCCCAAAAAAGGGUGCAAGAAGAUGAUUGAUGAGGUGAAGGAGCUGCUGCUAUCAGCUCACACACAGAGGGGAUUGGCUGGCUCACAUUUUCAUGCCUGUUUUUAUACCAGCAACCAGAUAUCCAAUCGUGUUUGUUGAAUUUCAAGGUUUAGGAAAGAAGUAUGGUUUCGUAUCCUGUUUUUGUCUUUCAGAAGACCACGCAGAUGCCAAGCUCAGAAAAUUCAUAGCUAAUCAGAAUGAAUGAAAAACCUUGAUCGUUAAAGUCAAGUUUCAAAUAAUGAUCAGUAAACUACCGAUAAUUGCUGAAACAUGAAGAAGGGGUAGGAUUACUAAUUGUCACUCCUUUUCGGACAGGUUGGAUUGUACAAGUGUAAACAUGUGAUGUUUCUCAGUGUAACUUGAUAAGCUUGUCCGAAACAAAUAAAACCAUUACCAUUACCGGUAGAUGAACGGGUACAUGGACAACAUGAUGUCUCAGAAGUACCUGAACUAGUGUUGCUGCCUAUUAAGAUGAAAUGCCUUUCAAAUCAAUGCCAUGAGUGGAAAAUAUCCACAUAUGCUCAUAAUUCCACUGGCAAAACAACAAAACAUAUUUCUGAAAAUCUAAGGCAGAGAGACAACACCUUCAACGCAUUUUCUCUUACGUAUUUGUCAUUUCCGCACGCUUCAUUUUAACACUGGUUCGUGUCUUUAAGUCCAUGUUGCAUUCACAUUCGAACGAAACCGCACCGACUUGUUUGCGGCUCACCAGGGUUCAGAUGAUCACGUUUACGUUUGGCCAAAUGAACCAUACUGGCACAGCGAAGUUCCUUUUGUGUGAAUGCACCCUAAAAUUAGUCAAAUAAAUGACACUAAAUAAGAAAUCAAUCAAAAAUGAUGACACAAAUCAAUCACAAUUAACCCCCGCCACCUUUGUUUACAGCUCUUUAUGUAAUUACAGUACGUGCUCAUGAAUUUCUGUGCUGGUCCCUGAAAUAUCGCUAUCAAGGCAAUGGUGGCCAAUGGCGUUUUCAUCUAUUUUAAUGGACCCUUUACAGCUUUCUAUAAAACACAGGAUGAAUCAUAUGAAGUGGACUUGCACAAAUGGACUGUGUAGUUGUGAUGCUGAGCAAUAGUAGAGUAUAUCCAAAGACAACGUGGCAGUAUCACUGAAAUAAACUACUUGUGAUGAAUAUUAAACAUGUGUGUUUGUAAAGAACAGAUCAAUAUUAACAACAAGCGGAAACCAAAUGAAAGAAGCAUUUGUUGAGGUAUUUAUCAUCCCUGUGUGUACCAGGUGGGAAUUCAUUAAACAUUCUACCUUGGGGCCUUAAUUAAAUAUUCCGCACUCUAUAGUACACCCCUUUAGGGAGACAUGGCUGAUUGGAAUACUAUAUAAAUAGCGAGUAAGGGAAGUACUGUUUUGUUGUUGGAGAUAAGGAGUGGUGUCUAGUAGGGAUGGGCCGAAUAAUCAUUUCAUUGAUUGUUGUGCUUGAAGCAAAACAGAGUGAAUUACUUGACUGCAGCCAGCAGAGGUGCUGUUGAUUCAAAGAGCUUGCAUGUCUGAAGAAGACAACAUGACGACAGCUAAGGGAGGCUGAGCUAUGCAGACCUCGGGGCAGCGUUAUUCUGCUCAAUACCCACUGGCAUUGAAACAAACAAACAUCACAACAUUCAAAUGAGAACGAAAGCUACAAAAAUAGCAAUUGUUCAUUUUGAGGUUAAUUGUGCCAUGAUAAACUUUCAUGCUUUAUACUUGGUACAGACAAUAGCAAGAAACUAGUCCGACAGUAGUUGCUUCAUUGCAGAUUGCUUGUUGUUAAGAGUUUCGCAUCACCACUAGCUUGGCUUGGCUAAAACUGACUGUCAAAACCCACACAAUUGUCAGUCAAAACUUCUGAUCUAUUCGAAUUUACAGCACGUUCACAUGUUCACAACUGGUGGUUUGCCUCAGAAAUUGCACAUUUGAAAUAUGAAUUCCAUAGAAAGUGGUGAGAAUGAGUCUACAGUAUAUAAAAAUAAUGCAUCACUGUUGAAAAGUGGGCCGCACGGUGGCCGAGUGGUUGGCAUGUUGGCCACACAGUCAGGAAAUCGGGAAGACUUGGGUUGGAAUCUCCUCUGUGUGGAGUUUGCAUGUUCUGCCUCCACUUUCCAAAAACAUGCAUGUUAGGUUAAUUUGUGACUCUAAUGUGAGUGUGAAUGAUUAUUUCUCUGCCACUUCUCGCCCAACGUCAGCUGGGAUAGGCUCCAGCAUAAUCCUGCGACCCGAAUGAGGAUAAGCGGCAUAGAAAAUGGAUGGAUGGAUGUUGAAAAGUGUGGAUUCGGUGACGGUUAAUGACUUGUUAAGCCUUGCAAAGAUACUGGAUAACUUGCAUACUGUCCAUGUAAUUGCAAAACAUUUUGAAUGAAUUCUCUGACACUAUAAAUGAUAAAUGUAAGAAACCAACAUGGCUUUACUUUAUUUCCCUACAUAAUAAUUGGUCUUCUGAUCUUUUAGUCAGGAGAUUAUGGUACCAAACAUCACUGGACUGAAUUUUCUACCAAACGUUCCCAUUUCCUACACUAGGUGGCAGUGCGUGCCUCCUGUAGUUAAGUCAUUUGCAUACACAGCCAGGUUCCAAGUGCUCAGCAAUCAAGCCAGCCUUUUAGAUUCCCAGCACGCUCACUGCCUGAUCCUCCCCUGACAUCUGUUGGCACUUUCAGGUGGCUGUCAUGGUUGGGUACCGCAAUGGCGGCGCUAGCGUUGGAACAUACAAAAUCCCGCCUUGUUCCUGCUCAGAGCAUGCCAGCCACACCCCACGUAACACCCACAUUAUUGAUGUGAAACACCACUGAUUUCUUUUCCCAUCCGAUACUGAAUAACAGUCAGGUUGGUAUCAGCGAUACCAACUACUGUACAUCUAUGUGUCUGGUACAUUUUAAAAAGUAGUGUAUUUCAAAUCAUAGCAUAGCUCAUAGCAUCUUAUUUGUUUACAACAGAGGACAAAAUCAUAUAAAACGUGAAAAAGGUAUUUUAGACAAUAAUAAUAAUAAUAAAUAAAACCAUUAAAAUGUAUUAUUAAGACCUACAGUAAGAAUGAAAACUAGUUCAAAAUUCACACAUGGCACCGUUUACGAUCAGCCAUGUGUACACAACGGGCAUGUGCCUGUGCACGAAAUGUGUAAUCUUGCAAGAUCUUCUGACACCCCUUCUAACGAAGGUGACACCACGAUCGUUGGCUGGCAGAGGCCCCACUCCAUUGUCUUCUAACGGCAUCAUCAUUUCACACCACAAAAGAGUGAAACCACUCCUGUCUGGACGUCCCUCCUCCUUUAGAGGAUAAUUACUUUGAAUCUUGCACCAAAUGUUUCAGACCAGAGCUGUCCUAUCUAGUCAGACUAGUGUUUGUCCCAGAUCGUCAUUGUGCAUGAACUGAAGAAGCCCGCUCGGAUGAGAGGUGAAACGUCUUCUAAGACAAACACGAACAGUCCGGCUGUGAUCGAUUCAAUGCCCUGAAAAUACAAUGACCUUGAUGAAUGUGAAUGAUCGACGUAUUGGAAAACAGUAACCAUAAAAUAUUCAUUCAUUGGUCAGUUGCUUUUAUGAAGCACUUUAGCGAUACUUUCGUCAAAGGACGCCACAUUGCACAUGCCCAAUGCUUACAAGUCAUACGUUUGCAAUCAGAUGUGUGUCGAGCGUGCACAUCUGCUACUUUCACGGUGUGUAAUCAUUGCUGUCUAUAAUGACAUCCCCCCCAAUCACGUCACCUGCAGAGUUCAACUGUUUCAAGUGUCACCAUGCGCCUUGUUUGUGCCCACAGACAAAUUUGCUUCAUGAAGGACAUUUAAAUAAUAUGUACGCUUUACAUCAGGGGUGUCCGAACUUUUUCAACCGAGGGCCACGUACUGAAAUGAAAGAAUGCAAGGGCCACUUUGCUAUUUAGUAAAGCAACACAUAGAGAUAUGCUAAGAAGCUAUGUGUAGCUCCACAAAAAACUGCAUUUGACAUUUGCAAUACAGGUGAAAUGCUACUAAAAAUGACGUUUUUUCCAUAAUAAUAUGAAUUAAUUCCUGUAAAAUUGCGACUUUUGUUCUUCAUUCGAUUAGGACUUUUUGGAUAUUUUGACUUUAUUCCUGUAAAAUGACAGCUGUUUUUGUCCAUUUCUGCUGUUUUUUUUUAAAUGUUCCAACUAUUUCAUUUCAGCUUUCCUUUUCCGAAUUUUCUUCUCGUAAUUCUAACUUUAUUCCCAUAAUAUUUUUUAUCUUUUAAAAAGAAUCAUGUAUUUUUUCUUUAUUUCACCAUUGUUACUAAAAUGAUAUUUUUCCUCAUAUUACAAGUUUAUUCUCAUAAAAUUGCAUCUUUUUUUUCCAUUAGAAUUUUUUUUUCCUCUUAAUAUUUUGACUUUACUCUGGUAAAAUUUCUGUGUUUUUCUAUUUCUGAUGGUUUUUUUGUAUAAUUUUCCAAAUAUUUCAACUUUUUUCUUGUAUAUUUUCUUCUCCUAAUGUUACGUGUGAGUGCGCGGCGGACCACAAAGUGCCGCAGCAAGGUGAGUGGUGACAGUUCUUUUAAUAGUCUUAGGCGGGAGCAAACAGAAAGCGCUGGAGUCCGUGGGUAGCGGAACUCCAGGAAAAGGGGGUACACACAAAACAAAAUAUGCAAAAAGGCAGAACAGAGGGACAACUGGAGCACCCAGCUGUAGAGACGCCAAAACUUGCGAAGGCUAGAGUAGAGAUGCUGUGAACGCUCUGACCAGCAGCAAGGAAGAAACCGGCGUCUCACAGCUGCUCCUACUCAGGUAUAAGUAGGAGGAAGGAUAAUUAACUGCCGGUGUGUCCAGUUGUCCCGGCCCCUGCUGUGCGCCCAGCUGUGGGAGAGAGAGAGAGAAAAAGAAAGAACGAGGCGCAGCAGCAAAUGACCGUCACACCUCAUACUUUUACUUCAUUCUCAUUUUAUAAAUUUUCCCCCAACCUAAGCUUCCAAAAAUUACAACUUCAUUCAUUGUUUUUGACGUUAAAUAUUUCAACUUCAUGCUACUAAAAUGACGUUUUUCCUUAUACUCUUACUUGUGAAAUUAUGGCUUUUUUUCCUUGCUAGAUUACAAGUUUUCUCUUAAUAUUUUGACUUUUGAUUGAUUUUCCCAUUUUUGCUGCUGUUAUUUUUUCUUUUAAGUUUCCUUGUUAAAUUACAAUUUUAGACUGCGCUUGCGGGCUGAUAAAAUCACAGUCGCGGGCUGCAAAUGGCCCCCGGGCGGCACUUUGGACACCCCUGCUUUACAUAGUUUGUCAGGCAGUGUUUCUGGGUUAUUGUCCUUUCAACCAUUUACAAUGAAUACAACACUACUGUUACAAUACAACAUCUGAUGAUACAUUGUUGAGCUGUACUGUGUGUUCUAAAAUCAACUUGCAUUUGUCCAUUUUUCAGAUCCUAAUAUUAUUGCUUUCCAUACUUUUGCCAAAUAUUCAGUUCUUAUUGCAUGCAGACAUGUAUUUGCACGCAAUCUUGUUCAAAACUAUUCCAUACUAUUCCAGUCCAGAUGUGAUAGGCAGCAGGCCCAGUGCACAGUGUGUCCUCUCCUAUGGACGUGAUCACACCAGUGAGCCCACCCAUGAAUUCUAUCACUCUCAUUUAAUUAUUCAAGGAUCCGGAAUAUAAAAGGCUAUUGUUCAGUAUAGUGGUGUUAUUAAGAGCUUGCAUGUUUGGAUUGCACAAACUGUUUUCCCAGUCCACCCCUGAUUCAGUUUAACUCAUAAUUGUGAAGAAUAUACAUGUUUUUUUGUUUGUACAAUCUGUUCUCUGAAACCGCUAUUGGUAACAUAUCCUAGCCACUGCCGGUGUUCUUAUAUUUUUGUGCUGAAAAACGUGUCAUUUGAAGCCCAGGAGGGAUAGCACCUGAAAAUGCCCCCUGACACUACAGCUGCAGUAGCUGCGACUUAGAAAAACACAAUUUCCUUCUGGUACUUCUCAGCUAUCUUUUCAAGAGACAAUACCAAAGAACGUAAACUUAUGCUUCAGAGUAUGUCAGUGUACAGCUUGUGUAAGAGUAGAGAUGUACUACCCACUGAAAACGAGUCACACAUAACACAUUAUUGUCUAAAUAGCUGGCAACACAAGUCAGUAGCAAGAUUAUUGUGUGUGGACAGUCAAGCGUCAAGGUGUCUAACAUCCACCAGCUCCACCAGUGAUGUCAUCAUGGAGGACUGGAAAACGAUUUGACUAAAAACCAGUGGCUCAGGAGGUAGAGCAGCUCGUCCAGAAACCAGAAGAUCGGCGGUUGGAUCGUGGCUCCCUCCAUCCAGUCACUGUCGUAACCCACCUUGCCUCCAGUGCCGCCCACACUGGUUUAUGAAUGUGAAUGAAUGUUUGGUGGUCGGAGAGGCCGUAGGCAUGAAUUUGUAGCCAUGUUUCAGUCAGACUACCCCAAGGCAGCUGUGGAUACAGAUGUAGAUUACCACCACCACCAGUGUGUGAAUGAGUAAUGGGUUCGCUUCAUUGUGAAGCGCUUUGGGUGUGUUGAAAAGCGCUAUAUAAAAACUUCAUCGAAUUCUAGUGAAUUCCAUGCCCAAGAGGAUUAAGGCAGUCCUUACACAAAAUAUUGGACACAAUUUAGACAUAUUCACCGGGAGGCAAAUAUUACUAUUUCAACAAUAAUGGCUGUGUGUUGGCUUAUUUUCAUUUGAUAGUAAAUCUAUGCCCCUGUACAAGCUGUGCACGGACUACUCUAAAAUACUGUAGGGUACUUUCUGUAGCACAGUCCCUUGAGAACAUAUAAGAACAUUUUUACUUCACUUCUGGGAGAUGCUGUAUCUCAAUGAAAGGGCAAAAAGUCAUCCCUCCUUGAAGUCACAAUGGUUGAGAGCCUCACUUUGUUACUGAGCCACAUUUGAAAUCAUGGAUGGAUCUGGACAAAAUGGUUGACUAGAGGUAAACAUUCAUUGUGGCACAGGCAAGGUAAUCUUGUCUGCAAAUUGGUUUAUGCGAGGACGUUAGAAACUUUGACAAAGCACGCAAUCAAUGAAAGCUUUUAAGCAGACACGCGCAGAAGAUUUUAAUGCCCUUGAAACCGCUGCAGUGCCACAUUUCGGUGGUUACUCAGCAGUGAUGUGUGGCGAGGUUCAGGACUGGCGAGGCAUCGUCUCUUUUGAAUUCCGAGUUACACGUAGGCUCAGGUGUCGCAGGGUACUCUCUGGGCCAACGAAUGACACUUCUCUGCAGUUUAAUGUAUGAUGAGCAAAAAUAAUCGGUGUUGGGUAAAUUACCAAAAGUAAUUAGUUAUAGUUACGUUGUCAAAAAAGUAAUUGAAUAUGUAAGGGAAUUACUCCUGCAAAUUGUUACCAUUAUUGCCUCACUUUUUGAAAAAACGUCAAAUACGUUAAAUCAUUUGGAUGUAGCGAUGUAGUGGCUAUGCCAGUGAGAGAUAUUUCAUGGGAUAAAGGCUGAGGGCUGAGCUCAAGACUUGCAAUUCUAUACUAAACACCAGGGGGCAGUGCUUCCCUGAGAGUGAGCAACCACAACUCCAUUUAGCUUCCCGUGUAGUAGUCGUGAACAGUGUAGCAACAUCCAGAUCGUUGUUAGAUAGAAGUGCCUAAUAACACUUCAACGGCGGUAACGGCAUUGAAAUGUUAAAAUAAUAAUUAAUGAAAUAAAUAAUAGUAAGAAUUAAUUCGAUCACCCGUUAUAUACAGUGUUAUUUUUAAAUAGAUAAUCAUGUCACACACUUACAUUAAAGACUGUAUUCUGGCUUUCCAAAAUUAAAAUUCCAAAAUACAGCAAAUACACUCCUGAUCAAAAUCUUAGGACCAGUUGAAAAAUUGCUUAAAUUUGCAUUUUGCACAUUUGGAUCUUCAUGUGGUUUUAAGUCGAGCUACAAUAUGCAAAAACAAGAAGGGGGAGUGAAUAAAAGAAUUUGGAGCUUGUAAUUUAAACAAAAACGAAAAAAAUAGGUUGUUUAUCACCUGAUCAAAAGUUUAGGACCACAGGCUAUAAAAGCCAAAAUCUGCUCAAAAUUGUCAUUUUCUGUCAGGCAUUCACACUGUCAUGCCCUCCUGAUGGCUAAAGCUAAGAAGCUUUCUCUUUUUGAACGUGGUCGGAUUGUCCAGCUGCAUAAGCAAGGCUGCUGAGGAUGGGCGCAGUAAGUCAGUCAUUCUAAGUUUUUUUUAAAGAUCCUGAGCAUUAUGGAACAAAAAAGUCAAGUGGUAGACCCAAAAAAAUCACACCUGUGCUGAGCUGGAGGAUCCGAUUGGCUCUCCAUCAAGACACAGGGCGGUCUUCCACCCAAAUUAAGACCCUUACCGGUGGCGACUGCAGCGCAAUAACCAUCAGACGGCAUCUGCGGGAAAAGGGUUUAAAAAACAAAAAACAAAUUCAAAGACCUCAUCUCCUUCAACGCCACAAAACUGCCCAUUUAGACUUUGCCAGGAUGCAGGUGUUGCAUGACUGAGGGCCCUCGUCUGUGUGGUAACAGCUGGGUUCUUCAACAGGACAACGCUGCAGUUCACAAUGCUCGCUUGACCAAGGACUUCUUCAGGGAGAAUAACAUCACUCUUUUGGACCAUCCUGCAUGUUCCCCUCAUUUAAAUCCCAUAGAGAACAUUUGGGGAUGGAUGGCAAGGGAAGUUUAUAAAAAUGGCCAUCAGUUCCAGACAGUUGAUGCCCUUGGUGAAGCCAUCUUCACCACUUGGAGCAAUGUUCCCACUAGCCUCCUGGAAACACUCACAUCAAGCAUGCCCAAAGCAAUUUUUGAAGUGAUGAACAAGAACGGUGGAGCUUCUCAUUACUGAGUCCUACUGAGAACAUUUCUUGUUCUGGUUUGGAGAGUUUUUUGUUAUUUUUUUAGUGAUUGUCUUAAACUUUUGUUCAUCUGAUAAACAGCCUAUUUCAGUUUAAUUGUUGUUUUCAAUAAAUGACUUUUUCAAAGUGCUUUUUGUCUCACUCCCCCUUCUUGUUUUUGCA
This is a messenger RNA of Dunckerocampus dactyliophorus (ringed pipefish), 10862 nucleotides long. Its product is annotated as fascin-2-like. Gene Ontology annotation, molecular function: protein-macromolecule adaptor activity; actin filament binding. NCBI's taxonomy places the organism in Eukaryota, Metazoa, Chordata, Actinopteri, Syngnathiformes, Syngnathidae. The record is from RefSeq and is a predicted model, not a curated record. Gene Ontology annotation, biological process: actin filament bundle assembly; cell migration; establishment or maintenance of cell polarity. Gene Ontology annotation, cellular component: actin cytoskeleton; cytoplasm. Bases 389 to 1942 code for a protein of 517 amino acids. The transcript has 4 exons.